UAUAGGUUUUUCUAUUAACUAUUUUCAUGUUAAUUACAUUAAUAUUACCGACUGUGUACGUAAUAGUAUAAAAUGCAAGAAAUGUAGAGGUUUUAAAGGAUAUUUAUAAUUCAGCAGGAUGUACAAAGUGUUGUUAGUGUUUUCCCCGAACUAGUGUGAGACAGGUCACGUGAUUAAACUGUCAUGGUUGCCCACAUUGGGCAUGAGGUGAUGCUUGCUAAAGUCGUUCCAACGUUGUGCAGCCUUUGCUUAGCAAAAUGAGUGUCCACAAGUCAGGAAACCGGUUAAUUCGACACGCAUUUCUAUCAUACAGCAGCUCUUGUCAGCGGUGUUUUAGUUCUUGCUUAUUGAGAAACGGCAUACCUUCACCAAACCAGCUUGGACAUUCAAGCUUUUGGAGAGUUCAUUCGAAAGCCAGUUCCACCAGGUGCUGUGUACCUAGAACCUGGUCUAGAGUUAGGUUUUACACACAAGAUGGUACACAAGAUAAUAUUUUAAAGACAGAAGAAGAAGGAAAAAGUGCAGACCACCUUAAAAAUGCCACACGUCCAGCUGUGGAGAAGGAUGCAACAAUUGUCCUUCAUCCACUCUCUGAAGAAAAUGAACCUGAGUUUCAAGGCCCAGAGAGGCGUGGGGCACUAUUUUAUGACUUGCUGACAGCCUGCCAGUCUCCCUCUGAUGUGCUGGAUCUGGCGGAGAAAUACACUCUGACCUGGAGGCGAGUGAGUAACAGCUUGACCAAAAUCUGGGAGACCACCAAGAAGUUGCCAGAAGAGCAGAGACGAUAUGAGAGGAGGCUGAUGUUCGAGCACCCAGUUUUCGAGCAGCUUUGUCAGCGCUUGAUGGAGGAUUCUCACAAGAUGAGAAGUGACGAUCUGGCCUAUAGCCUCCUGGCUUUGGUGAAACUUGGUGUGUCACAGCGCAGCCAAGUCAUACAAACACUUCUUAGAGUCAUCCAGGAGAACCUGAAUAAGUUUGAAGAGAGAGCUCUUUCUGUGCUGGCAAAUUGCCUGGAGGAGAUGGAGGGGAGUGUAAAUGUUGAUGCCCUGAAAGCUGGUCUGAGGCUGCUGGUUGAGAUUCGCAUUCCCAAGAUUAAAAAUGUGGCAGCCCUGCAGACCAUGAUGAGAUGCAUUGGCAGAGAUGCCCCGGUGUCCCUGAAGAGAAAACUUGAGCACAAAGCACUGUCUAUGGUAAGACAGUUCUCUGUCCCCAAUUCUCAGUAUAUGUUCACAACACUGGCAGCAAUGAAUUUUCCAUCUAAAGCUUUACUGGACUUCUGCAGUAACAAAAUUGCUGAGAACAUUCAUGGGAUCCCCUUCUGGAGGUUGAUGUAUGUGCUGCAGUCUUCCAGAGACCUGCGGUACCACAAUUACACCCUUCUCUCUGCUAUUGGCAGUUAUGUGGCAUCCACCUUUGACAUGUGGAGCAGUAAGCAGGUUAUCCUCUUUCUGUUGCUGUUUGAAGAUCAUGGUUUCCGCCAUGUUGGGUUAAUGGACACCUUUGCUGAGACAGUGAUGAAGGACCCAGACUCCUUGAUUCUGAAGGAUGUCCUGAAUAUUUUGAAAGUAUACUCCCAGUUAAACCAUUUUCCUCAGAGACACGGACAGCAGUUCCCAGAAAGUCUGAGCAAUGUGUUGGAGACAUAUCUCUCUAAGAUCCUCCCUGCUGAGCUCCUGAGGGGAGUCUUCUCCCUCUGUCUGCUGGGACAUUUCUCAAAUGUGCUUAUGGACAAACUUCAACAGAAGGAUGUGCUUGAUGAGCUGCUCUUUCAAGAGGGCAGAAACCAAGGAAUGCAUGAGCGGAUGUUGCACUAUGUGAACCUUUGUCUGCAGCUGGAUAGUCCCUUUGUCUCCAGCACCACAGCGCUGAGUGUAGCCAAGCCACCCUCAACAACAUUCCCUGUGAACCUGGAGCUGCUUAGGACUCUGCAGGUUAUUCUGGAAGGGAGAUCAUUCCAGAAGGAGGUGCUGUUGGAGAACGGCUACUUCAUAGAUUUUUCAAUUACCCUGGAGAAGACCGUGAAAAAUAUCUGUGAUUCGACACAGGAAAAUGAAGCAGCUAUAUCUGAAGACUGCCGAAGAGUGGCAGUGCUGUGUGGACAAUCUUCUUCUUUCUGCCUUGGUACCCUCCACCCCAGGGGCAAGCUGGCCAUGAAAAUGAGGCACCUUGCAGCCUUGGGUUAUGACACUGUACUGGUUCCAAAGCAUGAGUUUGAGACCCUCUCAGAAGAAGAAAGAGUGGAGUUUCUAAAGAAAAGAAUAUUUGCACAAACAGAAACUACAGGAGUUGUUUCAAACCAAGAGUUUGAAACAAGUCAUCGUUACUAACUGAGCAGAGGGCUGCACAGAUGCACAACUCAUUCAAAUAACCUUAUCUGAUAUUGUGUAUGACAGAGCUGGGGAAAAUAUACUGUAAUUGCCUCAGAAGAUCAACGAGCAGGUCGGUGAUAACUGAGCAUCAAAAUCGAAUAUCUGUAGUAACAAGGAAAUGGAUGAAGUAAGAAACAACUGUUUGACCUGUGACCAAAGAAAGACUGGCUGCUGAGAUCUGGUAUUUCUAAACUUGUGACCAUCCUGUUAAAAAAAAAAUGUACCAGAGAGUAAACAAACUCCACAUCUGCUGUUACCAGCUUUCUGUUUCUGUCAGGAUUUGCUGCAUUUGUAUGUAAAGUCUGUUGUCUACAUCGAUGAUAUAGACAUCAGAAACCUCUUUUAAUAAAUAAAAGUGCUUUGAAACCAUG
Lepisosteus oculatus (spotted gar) is the source of this 2740-nucleotide messenger RNA. It is a transcript of the gene fastkd2, whose product is annotated as FAST kinase domains 2. NCBI's taxonomy places the organism in Eukaryota, Metazoa, Chordata, Actinopteri, Semionotiformes, Lepisosteidae. Gene Ontology annotation, cellular component: ribonucleoprotein granule; mitochondrial matrix. Gene Ontology annotation, molecular function: RNA binding. The record is from RefSeq and is a predicted model, not a curated record. Gene Ontology annotation, biological process: regulation of mitochondrial mRNA stability; mitochondrial RNA processing.